AUGUCGUCGUCCACAUAUCCGACAAGCGUGGCGGUGAACGUCGCCAAAUUCAACAAGGUCAACGACUUGGCUGGGUUGGUCAAUGGUGCUGCGUGUGGCAUAUUGCAACUUGAAGGGUUGAAUGGCUUUCUUUAUUACGCCGUCAGCUACACGUUGGUGAACACGCUAUUCGUUAUAAUAAGUUGUCAAGGCACCCCAAAAAGGUUUUUCCAGGGGUUUCUGGUGUUUGCUAAUGGUUUUAUUGGCAACAUUGCCGGAUUCAUCAUGAUGUGGUGUUUAACUGGUGCAUUGGUAAAGGCUUGA
Molecule: messenger RNA, 303 nt
Organism: Diutina rugosa
Lineage: Eukaryota; Fungi; Ascomycota; Pichiomycetes; Serinales; Debaryomycetaceae
Exons: 1
Coding region: 1-303 (100 amino acids)
Biological process (GO): autophagosome assembly; protein folding in endoplasmic reticulum
Cellular component (GO): membrane; endoplasmic reticulum; EMC complex
Source: RefSeq, a predicted model, not a curated record